Messenger RNA from Kluyveromyces lactis, 2427 nucleotides. It is a transcript of the gene PXA2, whose product is annotated as ATP-binding cassette long-chain fatty acid transporter PXA2. The coding region runs from base 1 to 2427 and encodes 808 amino acids. Lineage: Eukaryota; Fungi; Ascomycota; Saccharomycetes; Saccharomycetales; Saccharomycetaceae. Gene Ontology annotation, molecular function: ATP hydrolysis activity; long-chain fatty acid transmembrane transporter activity; ABC-type transporter activity. The transcript has a single exon. Gene Ontology annotation, biological process: peroxisome organization; very long-chain fatty acid catabolic process; fatty acid beta-oxidation. The record is from RefSeq and is a predicted model, not a curated record. Gene Ontology annotation, cellular component: peroxisomal membrane.
AUGCUCGAAUUCUACAAGAAACAUAGGCUUCGGCUUCUUAAAGGGUCAUAUUUGCUUUUACUAGUGAUUACAGUCAAGAGUUUGGCUACGGGCAAGGAUAAGAACAAUAGAGUGGAGAAAAAGGAACAUGGUAAAGAUUCCCGCCGGAAAGUUAGAAGGCAUACCGUCUCUAGGAAACUCUCUCAUAUGUCGUUAAAUCAGCUUUCUUCUCGUGUCACUACAGAAGCGGAUAGUGUUGCCGAUGACGGUUCUAGUUCGAGCGAUAAUGACGAGUCCUCUUCGAACGAUGAAGGUUUUGAUUUGAAUGAGAACCUCAUCAGGCAUAAGAAGAUUAGCCAUAUUUCCGGAAACGAUUUGAAGAAACAGGGCAAGAAAGGUCACAAUUUCUUGAUUCGUUUGAUUUUAACAGAUAGGAAAUGUCUUUUCAUCUUCCUUAUCCAAACGAUACUUCUCAUCAUUAGAACUGUACUCUCCUUGAAAGUGGCCAAAUUAGAUGGUAUUCUCGUUUCGAAAUUGGUAAAAUCUGAGUAUAGUAACUUUAUCAAAGUCUUGUUGGGACAAUGGAUGACUUUGGGUAUCCCAGCAAGUAUCGUCAAUUCGUUGUUGAGAUACAUGACUAGAAUUAGUGCCAUUGCCAUUAAUAGGAAAGUUUCGGACUUUUUAUUGGAUAAAUAUAUGGCUUCACAUCAGAUAUUCUAUUCCAUUAAUAACCAGCCAGCUACGCACUCACUUACUUUAUCACAGAAAUCGGAAGAGAAGAGUGAGCUGGAUAGUGAUAAACCGGAGGAUACGGAUCUGUCUGAUUCACCGGUUCAAUACUUAACUAGAGACGUUGGUGCAAUCUCAUACAAUUCGUCGGUUUUGUUAAAUCAAUUGUUGAAACCAACGUUGGAUUUAAUACUUUGUUCUUUUACUCUCUUAUCUAAUGCCAAUAGCACAUUCAUGGGUGAAGGAACUUUGGCCUUGGGUAUUAUUGUACAUUUGAGUAAUAUGGGGUUGAAACUAAUACAACCUAACUUUACCAAGAUGCAAAUGAAGAAGACGCAAUUAGAAGGUUUAUUCAGAUCAUUACAUUCGAAGAUUCAUUCAAGUAGCGAAGAAAUCGCUUUGUUGAAAGGUCAGACUACUGAAUUAUGGAACUUGGAUUAUGCAUUCUACCGCCUAUACUCUUAUCUAUCGCACGAAAUUAGAUCAAGGGCUCUAUACGAUUUUGCAACUACUUUCGUCAUCAAAUACACAUGGGGAGCUGCAGGGCUCUUGCUAUGUUCCAUUCCAAUUUUCCUUCAAGAUACAGUUUCCAAGGAUAAGACAGCGGAGUUUAUUACUAACAGAAGAUUACUAUUAACUGCUUCUUCCUCUAUCGGUAGAUUCGUUCAAUUAAGAAGAAAUAUACAACAAUUGCAGGGGGUGUCAUUAAGAUUAAACAAAUUCAAUGACGAGUUGGAUAAUAUUAUUAAUGCACCGAAGGAAAGAGAUGAUACUGUUCCUGUAGAAUAUGAUGACAAUGUAAUCGAAUUUCAAAAUGUGCCAUUGAUCACUCCUACAGGGCAAGUGUUGAUCUCAGAGUUGACCUUCAAAUUGGAAAGAUUCAACCACUUAUUGAUCAUUGGACCAAAUGGAUGUGGUAAAUCAUCGUUAUUUAGAGUCUUGGGCGGAUUAUGGCCAAUUUCAAAGUCGUUGAACCCUUGUCUUCAAACGAAGCUCAUCAUGCCGCCAAGAAGAAAUGACAAUAAUGAAAGUACGGUUUAUUAUCUACCGCAAAGGCCUUAUAUGAGUAAUAAGAGUACUUUCCGUGAACAACUCAUCUAUCCUGACACUUUAGAAGAUUUCAUAAAGAAGUUUGAUGGCUCUAUGGGAGCAGGUGAUCAAGCUUUAUUGGGUAUCUUGCAUGUUUUAGAAUUGGACGACUUGAUCAAUGAAAACCUAUCCAUAGUCAUGGCAAAGGCUAACAAGAAAGAAUGCUCUGUUGAAGAUUCCUUCCAAUUGGUACGCCCUUGGUCUGAAGAGCUAACGAUGGGUAUUCAACAAAGGCUUGCAAUGGCUCGUAUGUAUUAUCACAAACCUAUUUUUGCUGUCUUGGAUGAAUGUACAAGUGCUGUUUCUCCUGAAAUGGAACAAAAAAUGUACAAACAUGCUCAAGAUUUGGGAAUCACUGUACUUUCAGUUUGUCAUAGAACAACAUUAUGGCAUUUCCAUACCCAUCUUUUGAGCUUUGAUGGUAAGGGGAACUAUAAGUUUGGUAAAUUCAAUCCUAACCAACGACUAGAAGAUGAGGAGAAAUUAAUGAAACUAAACAAGCUGCUUGAACAAGAUGUUCCGAUCAUGCAGAAGCGGUUAGAUGAAUUAAAUAUUGCCAAAAGGUCUAAUUUGUUGAAAAGCUCUCAGUCAAAUUUGGCACUUAAGAAUCAAGCAGCCAUUCAAGUAUAA